AUAAGUUCAAAGCUUGAAGACCGUCCCCAGGCGUCCGGGUUCCCUAUCCUCCACCUCCCUCCCUCCUUUGCAAGCGCAAGCAAACACGCAGUAGGAACGAUGGCAGCCUCCGCCAUAUCAACGUCGUUUACUUUCUCUAAAGUUUCACGGCACGAACUGUUUUCUCAACGAAAUUCGAAGAGGAAAUUAAUUGUUUGUACGUUGCCGAGUCCAUACAGUGAUACUUCUAAAAUCGGUUUAUCAAGUAAAGCACAAAAAUUGCAGUUGACACCUGAGGAAAUGCACCCAAAUACUCUUCAUAAUUCAAGUUACAAUCCAAUUGUAGCAAGAAGAGGGGCUCCACCCAUAAUGCCAGCUGUCAUGACUCCAGCUCAACGAGUUAUAUCACAGCUUGUUACUUUAGCCACAAUAGAUGACAAGGCAGAUAUUCUGGUGUAUGUGAAUUGCCCUGGUGGGAGCACCUACUCUGUGUUGGCAAUCUAUGAUUGCAUGUCUUGGAUAAAACCUAAAGUUGGGACAGUGGCUUUUGGAGUUGCUGCAAGUGAAGGAGCACUUCUUCUUGCUGGUGGGGAAAAGGGCAUGAGAUAUGCAAUGCCAAAUGCACGUAUUAUGAUACAUCAACCACAAAGUGGAUGUGGGGGUCAUGUUGAGGAUGUAAGGCGCCAAGUCAAUGAAGCUGUUCAGUCUCGCCAUAAAAUCGACAUGAUGUAUGCUGCCUUUACUGGCCAACCACUGGAGAAAGUGCAACAAUACACAGAGAGGGACCGUUUCUUAUCUGUAUCUGAGGCAUUGGAAUUUGGACUCAUUGAUGGGAUAUUGGAAACAGAAUACUAGAUUAAUGGUGAUGAUUGUAGAUGAUGUGGCAACCGUGACUUUGCUGAUGUGGCAUGCAUCAUACCUGCAGGUUGGAAGUUAUAAAUCUUUGACUAGUCAAAUAUUUAUCCACUCAAAGGGUUGUUUGUCUAGUUGGAUUUUGUUUCUUAUUUUAGAUUGUAAUGUUAGAAUGUUAUUUGACAUAUAACUUUAGAAUCUAAAGUUAUGGUUAUACAUAUAAUGGAGUAAUGUAAUGUGGCUGUGUAAUUGAAGAUUAGGCUCUUAUUUAUUCUCACUAUUCUUUGCUUACACUAAAUGCAAGAAAUAGC
Lactuca virosa is the source of this 1142-nucleotide messenger RNA. NCBI's taxonomy places the organism in Eukaryota, Viridiplantae, Streptophyta, Magnoliopsida, Asterales, Asteraceae. The record is from the annotation of a GenBank genome assembly.